This is a messenger RNA of Peniophora sp. CBMAI 1063, 743 nucleotides long. The record is from the annotation of a GenBank genome assembly. Lineage: Eukaryota; Fungi; Basidiomycota; Agaricomycetes; Russulales; Peniophoraceae.
CCCUCCUCCCCCUCCUCCGCCCCUCAGCCGGCCUCAAACAAGUCUUCCACCGCGCCCCCGGCGUCAUCCCGUCCGUCAGCAGUCUACAGUCGAAGUGUCAGGCGGCUGGCAUAAGCCUGCAAGGCAUCGUCCUCGCCGCCUGGGGCACUGUCAUCCGUUCACUAACAGGAUCCCAAGAGCCCGUGGUGGGCGUCUACCACACGGGCCGCUCGGCCGCGUUCGAGGGCGUAGAUGUCCUCGCGGGGCCGACUGUGAACGUGUUGCCGAUGCGGAUUCCGGCUGGGGACGGCGUGCGGACGGUUGACGUCGCGCGGGAACUGCAGGUCGAGAUGGGGAGGCGGACGCGGUGGGAGCAGACGAGGGUGCGGGAUAUUGUUGCUUGGACGCAAGGCGAGGAGGGGAGGGAGGGGCCGAUUUUCAAUGCGUGGGUGAACUUGCUCUGGCAUGGAGACAAGAUUCGUACGCUCCGCAAGGGGAGCGCGGCGUUGUUGGAGAGUUACUCUGUGGGUCCGCCUACGGACUUUGUGAGUGCUGAGCCGUUCGAGGGGAAGACGGCCGUGGACGGGCUCGACACGUCUUUCCUGCCCGAGUACGGCUUCUUCGCGGACAUCGUGCUGAACAGCGAGACGGACAGCAUCGGGCUCGCGAUGCGCGCGCAUGAGGCGUUGUUGGAUGGGGGUGAUUUGGAGGGGGUUGUGAGGGUGUUUAGGGAGGGGGUUGAGAGGGCUGUUGCGGAGCUGUAG